This is a messenger RNA of Leishmania braziliensis MHOM/BR/75/M2904, 1782 nucleotides long. RefSeq names its product putative glutamyl-tRNA synthetase. Gene Ontology annotation, cellular component: cytoplasm; cytosol; methionyl glutamyl tRNA synthetase complex. Gene Ontology annotation, biological process: translation; glutamyl-tRNA aminoacylation. NCBI's taxonomy places the organism in Eukaryota, Euglenozoa, Kinetoplastea, Trypanosomatida, Trypanosomatidae. Gene Ontology annotation, molecular function: ATP binding; glutamate-tRNA ligase activity. The record is from RefSeq and is a predicted model, not a curated record. The transcript has a single exon. The coding region runs from base 1 to 1782 and encodes 593 amino acids.
AUGAGAAGAUUUAUACCUACCCAUAUGUUGAUCAAUAUCCACUUGAAGGCUCUAACGCUGAGCAACACCUACUUCACAGCAGCUUCCCAUGUAGAGGAAAACGAGAAGCUCCAGAUCUCUAAUGCUGUGAAGGGUAAGGUGGUGACUCGCUUCCCUCCAGAGGCUAGCGGGUUCCUGCAUAUCGGCCACGCGAAGGCUGCGCUUCUUAACCGCAUGCUGGCGGAUAUGUACGAGGGAAAGAUGCUCUUCCGUUUCGAUGAUACGAACCCGUCGAAGGAAAAGGAGCACUUUGAAGCGGCCAUCGAGGAGGACCUCAACACUCUGGGUGUGCCGUACGAUGUUGGACCAACAUAUUCAUCGGAUUAUUUUGAUCUGAUGUUCGCAAAGGCGGAGGACAUGAUCAAGCGUGGCUUGGCGUACUGUGAUCAGACACCGCGGGAGGAGAUGCAGAAGUGCCGCUUCGACGGUAUUCCGACAAAGUACCGUGAUGCGUCUGUGGAGGAGAACAUGCGCCUGUGGAAUGAGAUGAAGAAGGGAACCGAGGAAGGCCAGAUCACGUGCCUGCGUGCCAAGAUUUCUAUUGACGACCCCAACAAGGCGAUGCGGGACCCUGUCAUGUACCGUGUGAAUCUCACUCCACACUCUCGUCACGGGACGAAACAGGUGGCAUACCCGACUUAUGACUUCUGCUGUCCUCUCGUGGACUCGGUCGAGGGUGUAACCCACGCUCUUCGCACGAAUGAGUAUCAUGAUCGCAAUGCCCAGUACUACUGGUUCUGUGACGCUAUGGGAAUCCGAAAGCCGACUAUUGAAGACUUCUCGCGGCUGAAUAUGGAGUACUCAGUGAUGUCAAAGCGAAAGCUGACGAAACUGGUCGACACACACGUGGUGGACGGGUGGGAUGACCCGCGGCUCCCGACGGUGCGCGCGCUGGUGCGCCGCGGUAUGAAGAUUGAGGCGCUUCGCCAGUUUGUAUCGGAGCAAGGCAUGUCCAAGAGCGUGAACUUCAUGGAGUGGUCGAAGAUCUGGUACUUUAAUACGCAGAUUCUCGACCCCACAAGCCCCCGCUACACGGUUGUGUCGAACACGCUGAAGGUUCGCUGCACUGUGGAGGGGCAGAAGCACAUGGAGGCUGAAAGAAAGCUGCUUCACAAGAAGAACCCCAGCAUGGGCGAGAAGACGUACUACAAGUCAGAUGUUAUCUUUCUGGACGCUGAGGACGUGGCGCUCAUCAAGGACGGCGACGAGGUGACGCUGAUGGACUGGGGCAAUGCGUACGUCAAGGACAUAAAGCGUCCGAGCGCCGAUGCUUUGCCUACUGAGGCCACGAUCAUUUUACACCCAGAGGGCGAUGUCAAGAAGACGAAGUUCAAGUUCACAUGGGUGCCCGAGAGCGACAAGGCCUUGGUUUUCACUUUGAACGAAUACGAUCAUCUCUUGACGAAGAAGAAACCGGACCCAGAGGAGGAUAUUGAUGACAUCAUUGCAUCUACCUCCUGCUACUCACAGAAGGUCAUUGGCGAAGAGGCGCUUUCGGUUGUGAAGAAGGGUGACAUUGUCCAGUUGGAGCGCCGCGGCUACUACAUCGUCGACGACGACCAGGCAGAGAGGGUACUAAUCGCGAUUCCGGAUGGCCGUGACAAGGUGAACCACCUUUCCGCCAAGGCGCAGUACCUGAAGACAGUGCCGAAGAAAGCGUCCGCUGCUGACGAGCUGGCGGCUAAGCGCGCAGCCAAGGCAGCGAAGAAGGCAGCGCAGAAGGCAGCGGCGAAGAACAGCUAG